AUGACAAAAAAUCAGGAUGAAACUCUGAGAAAAGAGAUAGUGGAACUAGGCAGUGUGGUCAGGACCUUCAGUAACAAAAAUGAGGGAAUGGAACAGGCUAUCAGAUCAAUGGAAUUCAGGCAAGAUGCUACUGAAAAGCUAUUGAAGGGGAUUGAUCAAAAAUAUGAAGGAAUGAUGAACAUGAUGGCUCAACUAAUGUCUAAGGUGAAUGAUCAAGGCAAGGAACAGGAAGGAAGCAGCAGCUCUAAGGAGGUAACUCAACCAGAAGGAUCUAAACUGGAUCCACGGAGAGAAUUGUCUGGCAGGAGAGAGUUCAGGAAUGACCACAAGUUACCUAAAAUGGAUCUAUCAGUUUUCACUGGGGACAAUCCUAGGGAAUGGAUCAGGAAGGCCAACAAAUACUUCAAGAUACAUGGAGUAGAAGAUGAUAUGAAGUCUGACGUGGCUGAGCUCUACUUCAAGGAUAGAGCAGACAUCUGGUUUCAUGGAGUCUUCCAUGGGAGGGAGAUUGUACCUUGGGAGGAGCUGACUACUGUUCUGUGUGUCAGGUUUGGGGAAGGGAAACCUGAAGAGGCCAUUGAGGAAUUUAACAAGCUGACACAAGCUGGAUCAGUAGCUGAUUACCUGGAGAAAUUCGAGAUGCUUAAGGCCUUGGUAAUGCCAUCCCUACCACAGUUGUCUGAUUCCUAUUAUAAAGCAUGUUUUAUGAGUGGACUGAAAGAAGAAAUUGUCAAUAUGGUUAAGAUAUCUAAGCCUGAAUCUCUUGCUGAUGCCAUUGAAAUAGCUAAACUGCAAGAGAGGAACCUUAAGGCCAUACAGAAGACACACAAACCUGCUCCUGCUGGCUUCCAUAGCCAGAAGGAGCCAUUAAAGGCACUUACUCAUCCCAAAUGGAACCAGGAUAACUCCAAACACACCCCUAGAACCUAUAACCAAAAUUCCCCCAACCAGAGUAAAUUCAAAAGGAUUUCUCCUGAAGAGUUUAACUUGAGAAGGGAGAAAGGAUUGUGCUAUAAAUGUGCGGAGCCUUAUACCAUGGGACAUGUAUGCAAACAGUCCCAUAUUCAUUACUUAUUGGCUGAAGAAGAGGGGACCACAGGAGGGAAUGAAGAGCAGGGAGAGGAGGUGUACUGUGACUGUAUUAAUGGAGAGCAGGCUGAUGAACAUAUAGAAGUGUCUGUGCAUGCUUUGGCUGGAGGUGCAGGGCACAGGACCAUAAAGCUUAAAGGUAUGACCAAAGGGAGACAGGUUACUGCCUUAAUAGACAGUGGCAGCACCCACUGCUUUAUAGAUGAACAACUGGCAACAGAACUGAGGCUUGGUACUCAGGGACCUAACUUGUUGGUCAAUGUGGCUAAUGGAGAAAAGGUGGAUUCGAAGGGGUUGGACAAGCCCCUGCAGUGGGAAAUGCAGGGACAUCAAUUCCAGCAUACCUUCAACACUCUUAAGUUGGGAGGCUGUGACAUGAUCCUAGGAGUAGAUUGGUUGGCAAGGCAUAGCCCCAUAGAGUUCGAUUUCAAGGACCUCAGUAUGAGGAUCCACCAAGGAAAACAUGGGGUAGUGCUAAGAAGGGAGGAUAGCAGUGUCAAACUAAGAGGACUCAAGGGGAACAGGCUGAAGAGGUGGCUGAGGUGGCUGAGGAAGCAAGCUUAUGGGGUAGUAGCACAAUUGGCAGCAGUAGUGGAGGUAACUGAUCCAGAGCAAACACCUGCUGAAAUCAGUCAAGUCCUGGAUCAGUACAAGGAUGUUUUUGAGGAGCCUAAGGGAAUGCCACCUACCAGAAGUCAUGACCACCAGAUUAUUCUGAAGGAAGGAGCCAGACCUUUUCAGGUGAGGCCUUACAGAUGCCCCUACGUGCAGAAGACAGAAAUUGAAAAAUUAGUGAAGGAGAUGCUAGAAAUAGGCAUCAUACAGCCUAGUAGCAGCCCCUUUGCUUCUCCAGUGCUGUUAGUCAAGAAGAAAGAUGGAUCAUGGCGUUUCUGUGUGGACUACAGGCAACUGAAUGAGCUGACAGUAAAGAACAAGUUCCCUAUGCCUUUGAUUGAAGAACUGAUAGAUGAGCUACAUGGGGCCAGGUAUUUCACUAAGAUUGAUUUGAGGGCAGGAUGUUUCCAAAUCAGAGUCAAGGUGGAGGACAUCCCAAAGACAGCAUUCAGGACACACCAAGGGCUCUACGAAUUCAAGGUCAUGCCAUUUGGCUUGACCAAUGCCCCUGCAACCUUUCAAAGUUUGAUGAACCAAGUUUUCCAGGAGCAAAUGAGAAAACAUGUACUGGUGUGA
Coffea eugenioides is the source of this 2280-nucleotide messenger RNA. RefSeq lists its product as uncharacterized. The record is from RefSeq and is a predicted model, not a curated record. The transcript has a single exon. Lineage: Eukaryota; Viridiplantae; Streptophyta; Magnoliopsida; Gentianales; Rubiaceae. The coding region runs from base 1 to 2280 and encodes 759 amino acids.